AGUAGCAGAAACGAAAAAGACAGGCGCGGUAACAGCAAGGAACUGCAGUUCCUUGUCUGCGAAAGGGACGGCUCUCGACGUCGUCUACUCGUUCGUCGGCGGCAGUUGGCGUCGCGACCGCUUGCGCCAUCUCUUGUCUCCCGUUGGAAACGGCGCCGUGUUGUUUGCAGACCGGUGGCGUAACUGCGCUUCCAUGGGAGCUAAUGCUUUUUCUUUCUUUACUUUUUGCUCAGGGGUUUUAAGACAUCUUCCUUCUCUUCUCUUGGCGUCAACUUUCGUAUUCCUCAGUCUCGGGUUGCUUCGAAAUGAAAACAUAUGUUUUAUUUUAAUUUACAAAUAGGUGUACGCACGCAGCAGACACACUCAACCCCAGGCAUCGCAAAGAGUCAUCAUCAUAGCAGCAGGAAUUCCAUUGAGCACAAUGCCGUGAACUGGGAAUCGGGAAAAUGCGCAGAAAUUAUGUUAGUGAGGCGAAAGGACUGGGGUGCGAGGGAGUCCAAGAAUGUGGAUUACCUCAGAACAAAUGGUGGGGUCACAAUAGUGUUUUAUCAUCACACUGAAGGACUCGAGUGUAAUUCUGUGGAAACUUGUGCCAAAAUCAUUCGCCAAUGGCAAGACUACCACAUGGACACUAAACGAUGGGAUGACAUCGCCUACAACUUUGUGAUUGGGGGCGACGGACGGGUGUACGAAGGCCGUGGCUUUGAUGGCAUCGGAGCUCACACGCUGAGCUAUAACAGCAAGUCAGUGUCCUUGGCCUUCGUCGGAAACUUCACAAUCAACGUACCCAACAGUAAAAUGCUGGCCGCCGCCGGCGUCCUCAUUGAAUGUGGUGUUAAAUCGGGGAAAAUCCAAGCUAAGUACAGCCUCCACGGUCAAAGAGAUGCAAACCUCAGAGAUUGCCCAGGAGAAGCUAUCUAUGCCUUAAUACAAGAGAGCACCCAUUUUGGCGGUAGAUUGGAUCCCUAUAUAUAUACUCCUCGCAGCGGUGAUUUGGACGAAAUAAACACAGUUCAAUAAAGGAAAGUAUGAUGCAAAAU
Molecule: messenger RNA, 1040 nt
Organism: Ixodes scapularis (black-legged tick)
Lineage: Eukaryota; Metazoa; Arthropoda; Arachnida; Ixodida; Ixodidae
Product: peptidoglycan-recognition protein SC2-like
Exons: 5
Coding region: 316-1020 (234 amino acids)
Biological process (GO): peptidoglycan catabolic process
Molecular function (GO): zinc ion binding; N-acetylmuramoyl-L-alanine amidase activity
Source: RefSeq, a predicted model, not a curated record